This is a messenger RNA of Diorhabda carinulata, 6111 nucleotides long. RefSeq names its product YTH domain-containing family protein 3 (gene Ythdf). Gene Ontology annotation, biological process: mRNA destabilization. Bases 449 to 2308 code for a protein of 619 amino acids. Gene Ontology annotation, cellular component: cytoplasm. The record is from RefSeq and is a predicted model, not a curated record. Gene Ontology annotation, molecular function: mRNA binding; N6-methyladenosine-containing RNA reader activity. NCBI's taxonomy places the organism in Eukaryota, Metazoa, Arthropoda, Insecta, Coleoptera, Chrysomelidae. The transcript has 10 exons.
AUCAAAUUUUUUACAGUUAGAAAGAAGCAGUAAAUUAAUCGAGUGAAUAAAUUUCGAAUAUAUCGGUUGUUCCGAUUAUAUUUAUUUAAACUAUUCGAACAUUAUUUUAUCGUUCGAAAAAAUGAGGUAAUAAUAAUACAUCUCUUUUCAUUUUCAUAUAAAAAAAAACGUGCCGACAACUAAAACGUUUUAAAAACGGAUUUUCUUUGGAAAUGGACUAACGUCAAUAAUGACAGAAGACGUAAUCGCAGUUAGCGGUUCAGAAAGACAGUCAGGUUAACUAAACGCCAUUGUUACACUAAGAGUGUUCUUUAUUUUGUUAGAAUAAUUUUGUUUAUUAAUGGACACAAUAAGAAGUGAUAGUGUAAGUGGAUAGUAAAUAUUAGUGCAAUAGUGGACGUGACUCUGACUAUUUUUAUUGAACUGAAAUUAUUACAAAGAUUAGUCAAUGUCAGCAGGCGUGUCAGAUCAGCGGAUGAAAGGACAGGGAAAUCAAGUGUCCAAUGGCCCUAAAGAACAGCUAGGUGUGGGAGAAGGAGCAGGAAGCUCUGAAGAAUUUGAACCAUGGAGGACUCAGCAACAAAACACGACUGCUCACACUGCUUAUGGUGCUUCCGUUCCAAUUUCAAGUGCAACAGAUAUUUACAAUAUGAGUACAGCAGGGUACUAUGGAAGUGGAGGAACUUACCCAUAUCAGGCUUAUGGUGUUGGAGAUGGAACAUGGUCAAACGGAACAGAUCCAAUGACCUUCCUAAGCGGUUAUCCACACGAUUCUUAUUCAAUGGAUGGUAUGUUCGGACCGUCAACGACAUUCUCGACACCUACUGCAUUUGCUGGUCAGCCUUCUUCAUUCAAUUAUUUCCACAGCAACGGCGACUUCAAUACUUGGGGGAGUCAACUAGGAGGACAACGCAAGUACGAUGAUUAUUAUAGGGAUCACCAGAAUAUGUACACAACACAAGCCAUGCCUGAUUCGACUCUCAAAAGUGUGGAACAAGCUAUGCAGAAUUUAGACUUGAAAGCAUCUAUGGAUUCAAAAGAAUCUCUAGGUCAACCAAAGAAAGCGACAUGGGCGAGCAUAGCUAGCCAGCCCGCCAAGCCUCAACUGUCUAUACAAAACCAAGGGCUUAAAAAGAAAGGACCGGGUAUGCCCCCAGGUCCGAUUGUUCCAGGAAAGCACAAUAUGGAUAUAGGUACUUGGGACACCAACAAGACCCCACCUCAAUUACCUCCGGUUGUGACGAAUCCUCCAAAAAAUGUGGUGGCAUCCACCGUAGCGGUAAGACCCGCUUGGACAGGUCCUCCUAAUAAUAGGCAAGUACCCGCAGUGGCACCACGUCCCCAGCACCCGAUGCCCGCUUAUCAACCACAGAAUAUGAUGCCUCCACACUUGCCUCCUCAAGUCAGUAUGACUCCUGGACACAUGCAGGGAAUGAUGCCACCACCUCUGCCCGCUAUGAUGGUGCAAACACCUCCUACUACCACUGCAGCUCUUACACAUCCAGUUUUAGAUGAAUUAAAAGGAAAAAACAAUUAUAAUCCAACGGAUUUCGAUUUAACUGCUCCAAAUACAAGGUUCUUUGUUAUAAAAUCAUAUUCAGAAGAUGAUAUACACAGGAGUAUCAAAUAUGAAAUAUGGUGUAGUACAGAACAUGGCAACAAACGUUUAGACACCGCUUUCAGGGAGCGUGGUAACAUUUAUUUGUUCUUUUCUGUUAACGGUUCAGGACAUUUUUGUGGAAUGGCACAGAUGGUAUCAGCAGUGGAUUAUAACGCAAAUAGUUCUGUUUGGUCACAAGAUAAAUGGAAGGGACAAUUCAAGGUACGCUGGAUAUACGUUAAAGAUGUCCCCAACGUUCAAUUACGUCACAUCCGUUUGGAGAAUAAUGAUAAUAAACCUGUCACGAAUUCGCGAGACGCCCAAGAAGUGCCCCAUUCGAAGGGAGUGCAAGUUUUGCGUAUUAUGCAUUCUUAUCGACAUUCUACAUCAAUAUUUGAUGAUUUCAUACAUUAUGAAAAACGACAAGAAGAAGAAGGAAUACGCAAACAGUCGGUAAUUAAAGAUAGUGUUAGUGGAAGUGGAUCCGGAAGUGGUGGAGGUAGUCACGAAGGAGUACAGAAUAGGGAGCAUAGAGAAAGGGGUGAUCAUAGGGGUGGAAGGAAUCACGAUAGGGAUCGAGACGGAGGAGAAGGUGGACAUCGUUCUGGUGGCGGAGGACAUAGGAAUAAUGACCAUCAUGGGGAAAGGGGACAUAAGGACCGUGAAAAUAACAGAGGUCGCGGCGGUCGCGGAGGAGGUCGUAAUUAAGAAUUUUGCAUAUAAAAAAGAAACUAGCAAAAGCAUCCAUCAUAAUAUAUAUUUUUACGGCUGCUGUGUUGUCCUCUAGUGUUAUUCCUAUUAUCGGCUUUCUAAAACAAUUUUCAUUGACACAUUUAUCCAUCAAAAUAGAAAUUAGUGGCCAUUUUCUAGAGCAUCUAAUACAACAUAGCUCAAACCUCAAGUAUUUUAAUGUCGAUGGAGAUACAGACUCAAAUGUUUUCCCAAAUCUUUUCCGUAACUCUAUACAAAUCUACCUUUUUAUGUUUUUGUUUUUUCAUAAUGCAAGUUAACUAAUUACCCUUUGUUUAGUUUUUUUACUCUUUAAGAUUUUUUCUGUAAUUGCCAUUGUUUUUUUUUUGGACUGUUUCAUUUCUGGGAUACCUUUAAUUCCUCUGAACAUUUUUGUUCUUUAUCUAUAUAUGUAUUAAUCAUUGAUUGGAAUACCAUUGUCAUAAGAUUGUUAAAAGAUGGAAUAUUUUAAUACCUUUCAUUAUUGUAGAUAUACUUUUAGUAAUAAGAUAUGUUUUAAAAUGCCCUCAAAAAACAUUAUCAUAUUAUUUUAAUUUAUUACAUAAUGGUAGAAUAAACAUUUUACUUUUUCUUAGAAUGCCGUUUUAGCUGUAAAUAGUUUAUUUUUUUCAGCAUAAAAGUUUGCGAAUGAGGGAUUUUCUAUAAUUCUCACCAUUUUGUUUACAGAGAGUUGUUUGAAAUGGAGAAUUCUAAUAAAUGACAUUAUCAAUACAAUUUAACCUUAGGGUGUUAGGAAAAUGUAAAGGUAUCUAGAAAAUGGCCCAUAGUUAAAUUUUCUAUCGUUUUCAGUAUAUUUAUUUCAAUUGCAUGUUAUUAGAAAUAACGGUAGAAGCAGAAAACGUAAUUUGGUUUAAAAUAUAUGCAAUUUUGUUUCUAUAAUAGUUGUUGCUUGAUAUUUUGCUUUUCCAUUUAUAAUAAAAAGAGCAUUUUAUGCAUUGCUAACAUUCAUGUACAUACAAAAAACAUUGGUUGAAUUGAAAGAAUACAUUUUUAAGAAAACUCUUUGUUUAUUUUCAUUUUUUUCUAAAAUAGGAAAGCCCAGACUUUUUUUUUAUUUUUAAUUAUUUCACAUUUAUGUUCUCACAAAAAUAUUGAUACGAUUCAAAGAAUAUGUAAUUUCGAAUUAGAAAUUUGUAUACACUUGAUGAAUGUUAGUACCACAUAAAAUGUACUAACAAAUUUCUAAUGAACUAAGCCGGUGAGGAUGCCACCACCAUUUCCAUUAUUGAAUUUACUCUUAAAACUUUUUUUCAAAAAUAAAAAAAAAAUGUAUCGGUUACAAAGCGAAUCUAAAAAGGUAUAUGGAUUCUAGCAGAGUAGUUGUACAAUAAUUGUCCACUCUUCGGAUCGGUAAUGAAGAUAAAUAUAUAACAAAAAGAAAGAAGAAGAAAUAGUGCAGUGUUUUCAUUUGUGUGACAGAGAGUGAUAACGGGAACUAAAUAAAUUUAAAUUUUGUAAUAUAUAAACUGUAGUUGAAUUUUGUCCGGACUAUUAAUGUUGAUAAUUCUCAACGGCCUUUCGUUCCAGUGUUCGGGUAUAGAGAGAGAGAGAGGAGGUUGGGCCGUGUAUAAAAUAUAACGAAAAUAAAAAAAAAAAGGAAAAUAUAUAUGUAUUUAAAAAGAAUAACAUUCAGUGGGCGACGAACUGUGCAAGUGAUCGCAAAGGUUUUUAAACAAACUAUAAAUAAAUAACAAAUUGGCUACUGUUUUAGUUAAAAAGAACACUGACAUAAUAUUUGUUUAUAUCUGUUACAGUUUUUCAAUUUUCUAAUAUCUUGUAGGUGAUGAUAUAUAUGAUAAUAUGAACUGUGUGCACUUUUUUUAAAUAUUUGUUGAGAUUGAAUAGUUUAACUUAAGGCUACUAAAAACAUAGACAUGCUAUGUUCUCUUCAACUGUUGUUUUUUCUAUUUAUUUAUUCAAUAACUAUUAUCAAACUACAAAUAGAAACUAAAUAAAACUGCGAGAAAGUUUUAUCAAAAUAUUAUAAAUAAAUUGCCAUUUUUAUGUAGUACGUGUGUUUAAUUAAUAUUUUUUACAGAUUUUCAGUUUCAUCUAUAAUUUCAUAUCUCUUGUGUUAUGUUUGUUAAAGCCUAAAUAAAUUAGCUCAAACUUAUUUUGGAUUAUUACUUUAUAUAAAUAACUGGAAGCUUUCUUAUCUAUCGAAGUAAAAAAAUUCAACAUGUAUUAAAAAAAAAAUUGAAUAGAAGUUAAAAAUUUGUUUCUAUCUGUAGAUAUAUAAAUGAUAUUGCCUUUUUGUUUAUACAAAUUGGUAUAUUGAUGUAAAAACACUUGAAUGUCGAUUAAUGUUGACCAGACGGAUCCUGUGCAACAAUAACUAAUAAAUGUUUAACUUUCAAAUGCACGUAAUUGAAGAAUUUACAAAAAAGCAUGCAAAAUUUUUAAUCGAGAAGCUCGGAAUGAUCUAAUAAUUUCACAAGAAAAUUAUUGAAUAUCGUUAUUGGUAUUUUUGUGUCAAUAGAUCUAUAUCGAAGUGAUAAGUUACAUAAACCAAAAUUUCAUAUUUUUUUGUAAAUGCUUUAUUUUGUAGAAGCGAAUCAUUGUUAUUUUGAUAUAAACGAAUCCACAUUUGUCAAAAGACGUCCACAUGCCUUUUCGCUGCAAUAACAUGAAUAGUAUUUUGAAAAUUACUCAAGAUUUUUCGAAAAAAAAAAAAAAAAUUGAGAAAGCAAAUGUUGAGGUCUUUAAAUAUUUGUAUUUAUUGAGGGUGAUCUAUUUGUUAUUAAUGUUUUUUUUUCAGAUAAUAGUAAAAAUUUGUAAAUCAUUUCUUGAAAAAAACGUUCAUUAAAUUAAUGAAUGUAUUUUUUCUUGUAGAUUCCAGUAAAUAUAUUUUGUCGAUAUUGUUCCUACAUAAAAUACAUUCAAAUAGUUUGAAAGUAAAAUUGAAUAGAACAAAUUUUCUAAUAUCGUGACUUGAGCUCCGUUAUUUUUAUAGUGCCUCAGUAUUUUACAAUCAAUCAUUUCUUUAUGAUAUUUAAAUGUACAAUUUUUUUUUAACAAUGCUUAUACAAAAUGAUAAAACUUCUGAAGGGAAUCCCACAUAAUUUAAUAUAAUUCAAUAUGAAAAAAAUUCACAAACGUUAUCUUUUUCACUUUUUUUCUUGUAUGUAUAUUGUAAAUAAAUGUAUAAAAGUGUAAAAUAAAAAUGAGUUAUUUAGUAAAAGUUGUUGGACCAAUUUUGAACUGCCAAUACAAAAAUCAUCAAAUAUUUUAUAUUUUUUUAUUAAUUUGAUUAUCUAUUCGAAAUUACAUCAUAUUUUGGUACUAAAACAACUUUAUAUAUAUUGUGCAGUUCCGAAUGAUCAAAACAACGUUUUAAGUCUUCUCAAGUUUAUUUUUUUUUCUUUAUAUGUAAAAGUUGAUCCAUUACUCACACAUAUCGAGUGUUUUAGAUUCACUGAAUAUUGCAGGUACAAUUAUCGAAAGAAAGGUAUUCGUUAACUUAUUUCUAUAAAUCCGUCAUAUGAAAAUUGAAAUUAAAAAAAAAAUAAAUUUUUAGAUUUCGAAUAAAUCAAAUCAAGUUUUUGAGUACGUGGUGGUUCAACUAGCACAACCAAAUAAGAACAUAGCAUGGCAUAAUGGUAUUUUUUUUGUGUAGUCAUUUAUCUGUACACUGUGCCUAAUGUUUUAGACUGAUGCACACCGUGCGUUUGUUGGUUAUGAUUAUUACUGAUUUAUUUGUGUGUGAUCCGAAAAGUGGGCGUCUGUUGAUAGCGACGUCAAUAAAUAAAUCAUCAAUAUCA